Molecule: messenger RNA, 6937 nt
Organism: Poeciliopsis prolifica (blackstripe livebearer)
Lineage: Eukaryota; Metazoa; Chordata; Actinopteri; Cyprinodontiformes; Poeciliidae
Gene: cdh24b
Exons: 13
Coding region: 77-4882 (1601 amino acids)
Biological process (GO): multicellular organism development; cell morphogenesis; homophilic cell-cell adhesion
Cellular component (GO): adherens junction; catenin complex; plasma membrane
Molecular function (GO): calcium ion binding; cadherin binding
Source: RefSeq, a predicted model, not a curated record
GUCCCUUUGGGAGGUUCUUCUGGGAGGAGCCUCGGCGAGCAAGGUGGUACACAGGAGAGGAGUGGCCGGGUCGCACAUGGCCUGGCGAGGGGAGAGCAAACCUGCAGACCAAUGGGGCGACGGCGAGGAUUCAAACGCAAUGCCCAUGGUCACUUUGAGGAACCUGAUAAGUCGCGAGCAGCAGAGCGACUCCAGAUUCCCUUACGCCAAAAUGGUUUUGAGUAACAAGGAGAGGCAGUCCAUCAAGCCCAAGCGUGAGGUGGACUCCGUCAGUAGGAAAGACAGGAUGCCGACAAUGUUGUCCAGCAACAAGGUGUUAAACCUGGAGAUGAGGAGAGUUAAAAACAGCACAAGAAGCGCAGAGACUUCCAACACAGUGUGGUCGGAGAAAACGUUUGUCCAUCACAAGGUGGAAACGCAUUCCAAUAAAACCAGGGUCAAGUCCGGGUCAAGGUCUCGGAGCAGGGCCGAUCUGAGCGCUCACACCACAGGUAUGCCCGGGAAAGGGUUCAGCGUGGACUCAAGCAGAAAGCUCAACCUCACCGGUGGUUACGGCGUGCUGAAGCUGCUGUCGAAAGAUAACUUAGUCAGGAUUGUCAAUUCCCAAAUGCAGAAAGUUUCCGGCCUCGGCUUUCCGAGCAAGGGCAGCCGGAGCAGGAAGAGAGACUUGAUUGACGUUAAUCACGAGCAAUUAGAGACUCAGAAGGAGCCGAGACAAGAUAUGGCUGCCGUUCAGCCUCACGCUGGAUUCGAUAAUCAGACCGCAUUUCCAUAUGCGAGCACGGUUCCCAGCCCAGAUCUCUACCCCCGCCAGAACGCGGCUACUCAUAUUAAUCCGCCGAGCAACGCCAAGCCGGCUUUAAGCAGAGGGCAAGACAGCUUGGGAACACCGAGCUCUGACGGUGGUGAUAACAAGAGCAAACACCUCGCUCGUUCCCUGUCGACGCCUCGCGGCGAGGUCGGCCUCGGCCCCGAGAAAGAGGCGAUAAUCGGCCAAACGGAGCCGCCGUUUACAUCGACGAAGCGUCUGCCUGUGUAUGUUCUUCCAGAGACAAACGAUUCUCCUCCAUCUGUGCUGACGGUGCAACCCCUGGGAGCAAGAGGAGGGAACAGAGCAGCAGAUUCCCGCCGAGACCCAUUAACGGAGUCAGCUCGCGCCGCUAAAACCAAUCCUGCCAAGUUUCUCGCAGAUGAAGACUACAAACUUGUCAACAGCAGCCAUGUCCUGAGGCUCCAGCCCGCUCCCAGGUGGAGCCACGGCGCGAAAGAAGCCGAACUCCAAGCCGCUGACCCGGUAAAUGGAAAUGGCCUCGUGUUCGAAGAGGCGUCGGAGUCGGACGGCGAGCGGGAGGCGCAGCGGCCUGCGGAGGGGAGGCGGUCGCGCUCUCGCAGCAGGAGGAGCUGGAUCUGGAACCAGUUCUUUGUGAUCGAAGAAUAUGCCGGUCCAGAACCUGUGCUCAUUGGACGGCUCCACACUGACAUGGACAGGAAUGAUGGCCGCACCAAGUAUAUCCUGCGAGGCGAGGGGGCGGGCUCAGUGUUCGUGAUUGACGAGAAAACGGGCAACAUUCACGUCACCAAACCCCUGGACCGGGAAGAGAAGGAUGAGUACCGUCUCAUCGCCACGGCCACCGACAGGCAGACCGAACGUCCCCUGGAGCCGUCGUCACAGUUCAUAAUUCGGGUGCAGGACAUCAAUGACAACCCUCCCGUCUUUGAUGAAGGCCCCUACAGCGCCACGGUGCCUGAGAUGGCAAAUAUAGGUACGUCCAUAAUCCAGGUGACGGCGACAGAUGCUGAUGACCCGACGUACGGGAACAGCGCCAAGCUUGUGUACACACUGGUGCAGGGCCAGCAGUACUUCUCCGUCGAUCCCCAGACAGGGAUUUUACGCACAGCGGUCCCCGAUAUGGACAGGGAAACCCAGGACCAGUACCUGGUGGUCCUUCAGGCCAAAGACAUGGGGGGCCACCUGGGUGGAUUAUCCGGGACCACCACCGUCACUGUGAAGCUCACGGACGUCAACGACAACCCUCCCCGCUUCACCCAGAGCAUGUGGUCCUUCUCCGUUUCUGAGCUCGCCAUCCCCGGUGCCGAGAUCGGGCGCAUCUCCGCGACCGACGCCGACCUCGGCGAGAACGCCAAGCUGGAGUACACCAUCCUGGAGGGGGAGACGGGGGAGACCUUCAACAUCACGGCCGCGAGCCAGGAGGCGGUCAUCACCCUCAACAAGCCUGUGGACUAUGAGAGCCGGAGUUCCUACUCCUUCUCAGUGGAGGUCCUGAACCCCAUAGUGGAUCCUCGCUUUCUACGCCGGGGCCCCUUCAAAGACAGAGCUUCGAUCCGAGUGGCUGUGCUAGACGCUGAUGAGCCCCCGAGGUUCUCCCGAUCCAAAUACCACAUGGACGUGUCCGAGAACUGCCCACCUGCCUGCACCGUGGGCCGGGUCAGCGCCGUCGACCCCGACACCGGUCUGACUAAUAAUAUCAGAUUCUCAAUAGACCCUCAGUCGGAUCCGGAGGCCCUGUUUCAUAUCAGCCCAGAGACCGGCCUCAUCACCACGGCGAUGGAGCUGGACCGCGAGCGGGAGCACUGGCACAACAUCACCGUCAUCGCCACCCAGAGAGACAAUCCCAGCCAGGUGUCCAGAGUUGUGGUCGGAAUAGAGACGUUAGAUCUCAAUGACAACGCUCCCGAGCUCGACAGGCAAUACUCCACGGCCUUGUGCGACUCAUCCAACGCUGGCCAGGUGGUGCAGGUGUUGCGGGCGAUUGAUAGAGAUGAGGGAGGGAACGACAGCACUGUGUAUUUCAGCAUCCCUCCAGAAUCCGCCGUCGCCCUCAACUUCAGCGUCAGAGACAGCGGAGGCCCCACAGCCAGCCUGGUGCUGCUGUCCCAGCUCCAGCCGUUAUCCCGCUCCCCAUCCUCCACCUUGACGCUGCACGUCCCGCUCGUCCUCAGGGACGGGACGUCGGGCCUCACCAGCACGGGGACGGUCACCGUGUCUGUCUGCCCCUGCCUGAGGGGAGGAGCCCGCGCCGAGGAGAAGGACAAGCAGGCAGAGGGAGAUUCGGACUGGGAGAGAGAGGCAGUGUGUUUGCCUCAGCAGUCCAUGCUGCCCUCCCCGGGGCUCAGCACUGCCGCCCUGCUGGCUAUCCUGGCUUGUGUUGCUACGCUACUGGCAGUGAGCGCCCUGUCGCUGUCGCUGCGCCGUCAGAAGAGGGACUCCCUGUCGCCGCUGGAGGAGGACGACGUGCGCGAGAACAUCAUCACCUACGACGACGAGGGCGGCGGGGAGGCCGACACGGCCGCCUUCGACAUCGCCGCGCUCCAGAGCGCGCCGCACAGCUCCCGCUCUCGAGGCUAUCGCACGCUCGACAGCAGGAACGUGCGUUACACCCAGCAAGGUCAAGACAAAGGUCGCAACUACGCCUGGCCCCAGAAUCCAGCUGUGGACCACAGCUACUCGGCACCAGGUGGACCCCUUUACGGUCGCCUCUGCUACAGCAGCCACACCCUCCCGGUUCUCCGCCGUACACCAGGCGGAACCUUCGAUCCGGGCCUGGCGGAGCUGGCGUACCGCAUUCCCGGAGCCCAGCCGGACCACUCCCUGGUCAUCCAGAACCAAGGCGCCAUGGUCGGGCCGAUGGAGUCGGGGGCGGUGUACGUAGCGCCCACAGACCUCAGCACGGGGAGCCGAACGGGCAGUCGCACCGGCAGCCGUGACGGGACGGCGCCGCAAAGCGGAGUGAGCACGUCGGACGGAGGGACUCCGAGGACCAGCGACAGUCAGGAGAGAGGAGGCGGGACGGGACCGGGCAGCAGCUGCAUGGACGGAAGCAGUGAGGACAAAAGUAAUCACAAUCAGGAUCUGGACUGGGUGCAGUCAGAGACGUUGCCCAGGGAGCACAGCCUCGUUAUGACCCGCUCUGGCUCUCUGAUGGGUCCGGGUCACGCCGUCGGAGGCUGGGUUUGCGACUCGGCGACCCUCCCCACGGCCGGGCGCAGGGCCUCCCGCUCCGGCCCGUCCCCGCAGCGCACCGGCCCCGGCCUACCCGAACACGAGCCCAGCAGGGAAGGAGGAGGAGUCGAAGGGGGAGGAGGGGAGCGGGGACGAGGAGUCGGAAACGGGAAAGCUUCCAGAGACGGACAAUCAGUCGGCGGACGCAACUACGCCACUGUCCACCAGGGGGAGGUGCCUGGAAAGAGGGACUACACCAGCAGCCUGGGCAGAGGGGGACUGGAAAUGGGAAGCAACUUUGUGGUGGCGAGACCGGACAGGGAGAACGGAGGAAUCCCGCUGACUGGAACGCCGUCUGUCUUCUCGGAGGCAGCUGGAUUUAUUGGGGACUGGCGAGAGCAGAUGGGUUUAGGGGGGUACGUUUUGGGCAGGAGGGACAUGAGCCCCCAGCUUUUACCCUUCCCGGGGCAGCCGAGGGGAACGCUAGGCGGAGUGAUGGGCUAUGGGCCUGGCUGGGUUCCUGGGAUGGAGGCAACGAGAGGGCCGCAGGGGCCCGGCGGCCCCUCCUUGGCACUCAGGGUGGGUGAGUUCCUACGCCUGCGUCUCGCCCAGGUCACUUUCGACCCCUCUCAGCCGCCGUACGACUCUGUGCAGGUGUACGGCCUGGAGGGGACAGGAUCCAGAGCCGGGUCCCUCAGCUCACUGGAGAGCGACGGCGAGAAGGAGGAUUGGGGCGUGGGGCUCGAAGACUGGGGCCCUCAGUUCCAGAAACUGGCCCAGCUCUUUAAAAACAGAGAGAAAGCUCGAGAAGAUCAAGAAAAAGUUGAAGAAGUUGCCAAAAAGGAGAGAGAGCAGAAGGAAGAGUCUGACAAAACAGAGAAAAGGGAGGUGGAGGAAGCAAGAGAUGAAGGGAAAGACUGAGGAGAGAGCAAGAAAAACAAAACAAAAAAAAAACGGGAAAUCAGUGGGGGCAAAGGAGGCGGUAGGGAAGGGUAGGUGAUGAAAAGGCAACCAGAGGUAGAAUAAUGUGAAGAGAAGUUAAAGGAGAGAAAGAUGAAGAGGCAAAGUAAUAAAAAGAGACAGAGAAAAAUGAGCCAAGGGAGGAUGGAGAAUGUGAGGGCAGGAGAGGGAGUGAUUGAUGUAAUUUAAAGCAAUAAGUGUUGAAACGCUGAUAUGGUUGAGCACAGAUACUGAGACAAUGCGGAGGCUGCAUGGGCUCGGGGCAGCAACAAUUUGUUAAACGCUCUGGACAAAGAAAAACAACCCAAACAUCCCAGACUCGAUUUCAUUCAGCCCGCACGUAUGGAAUGAGAAUUAGCAGGAAAACAAGGAGAAAGAAAGAUGCUACCUGUUGUAUGCGUGUGUGUGCGUGUGGGUGUGUGUGUGUGUGCGUGCAUGUGUGUGUUUGCAUGAAAGAGAAAGUCUGGCUGUGUAAGAACAAGUGCAUUAUUCAGACACACCCAUCUUUGUGAGCUUAAGUGUGAAGAAUUAAAUAAAGACAAAAAAAAAGGAGAGGGAGAGAUGAGGAGUAGAAAUCAAAAUACCCAGGGACAAUUUAAAGAGAAGAACAGGAAGUAGUGCUGCACAGGCGACGGUGUUGGUAUUUGGAAUGACGCGCAGACGGAGUCGGAAAGUGGAAAAACACACAAAAUGGCCGGAAGGGUUUCUGGGACGAAGAGGCGCCGGGACGGCGGGAAUGUAUAGCGUCAGGAACGAUCUCAUGAGGGAAGCGACUGUACAGCGAACUAUUACUUUUUAUUCCUUCUGCUGGGGCCGAGAAGUUGAAUAAUUCAGCUUGCUUCUCCAAUCCAAAUGAAAAUGAUGAAUCAUUUAAGUCCCGCCAAACGAUUCCAAACCUCCUCUGAGCCCGGCGAGUAAAACAGACAUUGUGAAAAAUUUAAACCAUUUAGGGAUGUUGCCGCCCGCUCCCCCAACGCCACCACCCCGUCUCAACCUUUCGUAGUCGAGUGUUGAUAUGUUUACAGAGGUUUCACACGCUGACGCGUCCCAACGAAAAAAGGACCGAAUACAGUUAACCAUUGAUUGUACUUAAAGUACUACCUUCAAAAAGUAGUAUAUAUUUUUUUUCUCUCUUGAAUCUUUCAAAUUUUGUCACACUGUAAACUUCUAACCUAAGGAAACUUUCACGCACGGCAACACAAAGUAGUGCAUACCGACAAAGUGGAAGGGUUUAAAAGAUUUUCCAUGCUUCCAUGAACUCCGACAACCUUUACAAGUUUGCUAGAAGAAGCAUCUCCACAGCAUGAUGCAGCCAGCGCCAUGUUCAACAGUAGGAAUGGUGCAAAUUCUGGGGUGCUUUUCUGUCCCGUAAGCUAUUGUCCUUGCUAAUGCUGCCUGUCACGUGUGCCCAUAGUGAGUUUUCUGUCCAGAAAAGUAAAUUGAAAUUGGGUGCCCUCUUUAUAUAUAGCUUCAAACACUAACAUUUGUCUAAUCGUGCUUUGGCUAAAGACAUUGGCAUUGGUGUUUGAGGUGGAGCUUCAAAUUCUCCCAAACUAAAGUACACAUUUUCAGUUUUGUAAAAAUAGACUGCAUUUGAUCGCCGAUUGUCCCAAAUGUGUAAAUAGUUCAAUUUGGGACACCUGAGAUGAUUACACUGAAUACUACCUGUUUAAACAGUGUGUGUUUGUUUACUUGUGUGUUGGUUGAUGGGAAGAAUGUCAAAGAAGGCCUACUGAUACUAAAUGUGACAUGUUGACUCUAUAGGAGACUUAUGAAGUCAAACCACUUGAUUUUAUUUAGGGAUGUCCAAUUGGGGUUGAAUAAACUGAAGCUAAAGAGAGAGAACGCGAAAUCCCAUUCUUUCAGCUUUACGACUAUGCACCACUUUGUGUCGGUUUUUCUUUUUAAUUUGUCCAAUUCGUUCAUACAAAACAAACGUUGCCGACCGACGAACAGAAGUAUCGACCGACAACAAAUUCAAAUGGAUCCAUUCAGGACAAAGACAAAACGCACAAC